UUAAGAACACUCUUCUUCCUUUUAGGUAAAUGGAAGAGCUGGAGACCAGUUUAUUCCAGACACGGAAAGCACAUAGAAUAGAACAAAUGGUGGCAAGAUGGCUUCGGCGCUCCCGGGACAGCUCGGCCCGGGCUAAAGUUGCUGCAGCUGAUGGGCCCGCCAGGAACCCAACUCAGACCCUCAUCCCUGUGCGGCACACAGUAAAGAUAGACAAAGACACCCUCCUCCAGGACUACGGAUUUCACAUUUCUGAGAGCCUUCCCCUUACAGUGGUGGCUGUCACAGCAGGAGGCUCUGCACAUGGCAAGCUUUUCCCUGGUGAUCAGAUCCUCCAAAUGAACAAUGAGCCUGCUGAAGACCUUUCCUGGGAACGAGCAGUUGAUAUUCUCAGGGAAGCGGAAGAGUCUCUUUCAAUCACAGUUGUUCGCUGCACAUCGGGAGUCCCUAAAUCGUCCUUCCUGACCGAGGAGAAGAGAGCCAGGCUGAAGACCAACCCUGUGAAGGUGCACUUUGCUGAAGAAGUGCUCAUCAGUGGACACAGCCAGGGUAAUUCUCUGCUGUGCAUGCCCAACGUGCUCAAGCUAUACUUGGAGAAUGGACAGACCAAAGCUUUCAAGUUUGAGGCAAACACAACCGUGAAGGACAUCAUCCUCACUGUGAAGGAGAAGCGUCCAUCCGAAGUAUCGAGUACUUUGCACUGGCCCUGGAAGAGCAGUACAGCAUCUCCCGGCUGCACCUGCUACACGAAGAGGAACUCAUCCAGCAG
Messenger RNA from Macaca mulatta (Rhesus monkey), 766 nucleotides. The record is from RefSeq and is a predicted model, not a curated record. NCBI's taxonomy places the organism in Eukaryota, Metazoa, Chordata, Mammalia, Primates, Cercopithecidae.